AUGUCAGGGAGGAACACCAUGAAACAAGCUUCAAGUUCAGGCAAGAGCAAGAACAAGAACAAGAACAAGAGAAGCAAAGCUGUGGGAUAUGAGAGGUACAUUUACAAGGUUAUGAAAGAAGUGAAUCCAAAGUUGGAAAUAUCAUUAAGAUCAAUGGUUAUAUUGAACCAUUUCAUGCAAGACAUGGCUGAGAAAAUUGUAGAAACAUCAAAAUCAUUGUUGAGGUACUCGGGACGAAGAACGUUAACGUCUAUGGACAUGCAUAGAGCUGUUAAAAUGGAGUUGCCAGGACAACUAGCUAAACAUGCCAUGGCUGAAGGAGCUAAAGCUGUUAUUCGUUUUUCUACUCAUUAA
Messenger RNA from Solanum lycopersicum (tomato), 354 nucleotides. Its product is annotated as histone H2B.2-like. Gene Ontology annotation, molecular function: protein heterodimerization activity; structural constituent of chromatin; DNA binding. Gene Ontology annotation, cellular component: nucleosome. NCBI's taxonomy places the organism in Eukaryota, Viridiplantae, Streptophyta, Magnoliopsida, Solanales, Solanaceae. The record is from RefSeq and is a predicted model, not a curated record.